Molecule: messenger RNA, 942 nt
Organism: Dentiscutata erythropus
Lineage: Eukaryota; Fungi; Glomeromycota; Glomeromycetes; Diversisporales; Gigasporaceae
Source: the annotation of a GenBank genome assembly
AUGCUGCGCGAGCAGAAGCAAAAGUUCGAAAAUAUUAAGAAUGAUAAAAAUUUGAAUAUAACGCAAAUACAAGUUCUUGAAGGUUGUAGUCGUAAGGUGGUGUACCCUAUGUUAGAAAAAGAAUUGAUAGAUUUAAGUGAAACUAUGGAUAUUAGAGGUAUGAAGUUUUCCUAUAAUUGGACUAAACGGUUUAAACAACGAAAUAAGCUAGUGAAGCGUGCUCGAACACAAGUAGCUCAGAAAGUCCCUGAAGAUAUUCUUACUUCUAUAUGGUUUGAUAUGCCACGGGAUUCGACAAUUGAUUUUAAAGAUACUCACAAAGUCUAUAAUCGUGAUGAUGUAACUAGAGCAUUGAAGGCAGAAGGCUUAGAUAUGUUAGAAAUACCCAGGGGUACUACUAGUGUUUUACAACCACUAGACAUCUCUGUUAAUAAGCCUUUUAAAAACAGAAUGAGAAAUAAAUGGGAAGAAUGGAUGGAUAAAGGAGAAAAAAAGUAUACUAAAAAAGGAAAUCUAAAAAAAGCAUCAUAUAAACUCGUGUAUGAAUUGGUGUCUGAAACAUGGAGAGAAAUCAGCUCAAAUCUUUUAAUCAAAUCGUUUGAAGCAUCUGGACUUGUACUUAAUCCAGAUGGUAGUGAAGAUGAUAUGAUAUCAGGCCGCCUUAAAGCUAUUGUUGAAAAUUGUUUGAACGAACUGCCAAUUGAAGACACACAAGCAGAAGAGUCGAAUCAUGAUGAUAGUGAGCCAAAUGAUGGUGAGCUAGAUGAUGAUGAAAUGGAUAAUGGUGAAACAAAUAAUAGUGAAAUGGAUAAUGGUGAAAUAGAUAAUGAGCAGAAUGAUAAUAAUCUGGAUUAUUAUGAUUUGGAUUAUUAUAAAGAAAAUAUAAUGGAUAUAGAGUACUACGGAGAAAUGUACAGUAAUGAAGCAACCGAAAUUAAUUAA